AUGAAAAUUCCAUCAAUAAAAAACAUUCAUGUUUAUUUAGACUUACUUUUUAAUGGUGAACCAAUUGAUUCCAUUCUCCAAGUCUUUGACCCAACACUGAAAUAUAAAGACAUAGUUGAAACAUCCCAUUCACAAUAUUGUUUAAGUGUUGUUGAAAAGUAUUACACUUGUUUAACAUGUUCAGAAGGGAAAGUUAAAUAUUGCUGUCGAUGUUUUGACUUUUCAUACCAUAGAAACCAUGUAACAAAAGAAGUUAAUAAAAUAGUGAUGUGUCAAUGUGGAAUGUAUUACAAAGGAGAAACAAGAAGUUGUAAAACACAUUUAAAGAAAGAAAAUAAAGAAAAUAAAGAAGUGAAAGAAGAAAUGGAAGAAUUUAUCAAAACAUUCAUUUCAAAACUCCUGUUUCGUAUAAUUAAUUUAAAGUAUCAAAACAUUAUGAAAGAAAUAUCGAAAUUAUAUUGUGUUGAUAGUAUUUUUAAUAUAAUUGGGAAUGUUAUAUUCAAAGAAGGAAGAUGUUUAUUAUAUCCAUUAUUUGAAAAGAGUAAUAAACUAAAAGAAAGUGAUUAUCAAUUUCUGACGUACUAUUUAAUACUACCUUUAUUAUAUCACCCAUUAUCAUCUCCACUUCUUUAUUUGUUAAACAAACAUAAUAAGAGAUUUAAAUUGGCAUUAUACGAAUAUUAUUCAACAACCACAUUUGAUGAAAUGAAAUAUAAUUUUCAAAAUGACACACAAAUAAUUCUUAAAAUAAUUAACAAUUCAUUAUCAAUAAUGAUUAAUCCAAAUAUCAAAAAUAUAACAAAUACAAGUCAUAAAGUAGGAAUUAAAAGAUGUUCAAAAGUAUUAAAUCGAAUUAGUAAAGACAUUGAAAUGUGUUUCAAAGAAAAAGACAUAUUUAUAAAAACAAUGAAAAUUCUCUUAUCAGUGUAUGAUAUAAAACAGAAUCACUGUAUUUCAUUAUUUUCAGACUUUGUACGAUUUUUUGAAACAACUCUUCACAAAUUACCACAACAACUAUUAACGACAUUUCUUAAUAAGUUAGAUUAUAUCCCAAUAAAAGCACAUAAUAGUAUUCUUACAAAAAUUUAUAACGUUGGUGAUAUAGAAAAUAUCUACAAAUAUUCGAGGUUGUUUCCAUCAUUAUUGGAUUUCAAAUACUCUUCCAUAGAUAUCAUAAUUCCAUCAGACAUAAAACUUAAUAAAGAAAUAAGUGUAGACCCAUAUAAUAUUGAAAUGAAAUCUAAUAAUGACCAAGAAAUAGAGUGUUUAGAUGAAAUGAAAAUAAUGAUACAAUUCCAUACACUAUGGGAAGAAGUUACACAACUAACAAGUGAAGAAUUUUAUAAAACAAUCAAAAUGAAAGAAUAUGGAGAAAAAGAACUUGUUGUAAUUGUAUGGUUGUUAUGUUAUAACCCAACAAAAUUCUAUCAAAUAGUGAAUGAACUAUAUUUAACAAAUAUAAGAAUUAAAGAAGAUAGACUAAAUGGUAAAGAUAUAAUGAACAUAAUGAAUAAACUUCACAAAAUAUAUUAUCAACACCCAUUCUUUAUUAACCCAUUUAUGCCUUUAUUUCCUGAAUAUUCUGUGAUAUUUACUGUACUUAUUAGAGAACAAAUGAAUUUACCACUAGACAAAUAUAAUAAUAUUACAGCAAGAAGAGACAUAUUAAGUGAAUCCGAAUUAACAAGAAUUAUGUCAGAAUCCCCACAUUAUCACUUUAUUGUCAUGGUGUUAUGGCAGAGAAUUGAUGCAAUGGUGUCAAUAACAAAUGACCCUUUUGUAACACGUCUUGUUAUUCACAUGCUUAAAUAUAUUAGAAUGAAUCCAAGAUUUAAAAGAGAAGUCAUUGGUGUUUUGAUAGAAUAUGAAGGAGUAACAGCAGGGGUUCAAAGAAUAAUUUUCAAGAAUAAAAAACUCUAUGAAUAA
Molecule: messenger RNA, 1926 nt
Organism: Entamoeba histolytica HM-1:IMSS
Lineage: Eukaryota; Evosea; Mastigamoebida; Endamoebidae
Exons: 1
Coding region: 1-1926 (641 amino acids)
Source: RefSeq, a predicted model, not a curated record